AUGCCGUGUUUAUCCCAAUGCAUGGUCAUGGCCUUAUUGGCUGUUGCUGGUUCGUCUGCAUCACCAUCGGUCAAUGUUGGCAUGAAUGCUGCCUUUCCUCGUGGACCAUAUCUGCUUGAACUUCUUGAGACAGCUGCUGGGGAAAACUCAACAGCCUACUUCCCGCUUCUCGACAAGAUAGCCAGUGGCCAUUUUGUAUCCGCCAAAUCAGAUGCAGAGCUUUACGAUCAGUUUCUCGAGGUUCUUCAGAAAGAUGAUCAUAUCACCACACCUGAAGCUCUUUCUACUUUCAAGCUCUCUCUAUCACUACGAGCUGCUGCGCCUCGUAUUGAAGCGCACUACCAAUAUUAUAGCACAGCUGUCGACCCCGAACCUCAAGUGAAUGGUGCCGACAGCUGCGAUAGUUGGGCUUUGGUUGACAACAAAAAAUACUGUUCUCCAUCGCUCGAUACAUCCAUAGAGGGCGAAGUAUCUACCAAACAAAUUAAAGUGCUGCCAUUCGAUCGAGUUUUGGGAUUUGGAAAAGACGCCAUCCUUUACGCCGAUCCUGCAUCCACCUCCUUUGGCCCAUUUCACGACGCCCUCUCUAAGGCUGCUAGACAGGGUGAUCUGUCAUACAGACUGCGGUACCGUCGAAGCCCCGACGCUUCCCCUUCCCCUUUGCCUGUGAGCGGUUAUGGUGUCAAGUUGGAUCUGAAGCGAACUGAUUAUAUCGUGAUUGAUGAUCGUGAGGGAGGCCAGAAGGCCCAUCAAAAGCCUGCUGCCGCCGAUGUCGACCUUGAUGCCACUGAGGAUGUUGCUGAUCUGAAACCUCUUUCAUCGUCCGAACUAGCAUCUCUGGGUCUAAAGGCCGCGUCUUUCAUCCUGAAGAGUGAGAACCCUCUCGAUGCUUUAGUAAAGUCAACACAGGACUUUCCCAAGUUCUCAGCGUCAAUUGCCUCCCAUGAAGUCACUCAGGACUUUGUCGAGGAGCAGGAGAAGAAUGUCGCUGCCGGCGUCCCCAGUGGGAUCAACUUCCUUUGGAUGAACGGCGUGCAACUCAUUGAGCGUCAGGUUGAACCCUUCGCACUCAUCGAAAUGAUCCGACGUGAACGCAAGCUCAUUGAUGGCGUUCGCGAACUUGGCUUCAGCGGUCAACAAGCCGUCUCACUCUUGGGCCAUUCGGAGAUUGCCAGUUCAAAAGCCGAUGAUGAGCCCCCGAGGUUUGACUGGACUGAUCGUCUGGAGAAUGGAAAAGCUGUCAUGUGGCUCAAUGACCUUGAGAAGGACGCCCGGUAUCAAAAGUUUCCUAGCGAUCUGACUGCACUCCUUCAACGUACGUAUCCAGGUCAGCUUCCACAGGUUGCCAUUAACUUGUUUCACGUUGUUGCCCCUGUUGAUUUCACCAACCUCGAAGACGGAAGAGCCUUCGGUCAGUUGGCUCAGUUCAUGCAACGCGGGAUCACCCUACGCUUUGGCAUUGUUCCUUUGGCCACUACGCCUGAAUCUACAGCACAAGCCAAGGUAGUGUAUCAUUUGAUGGAAACUUAUGGCUUUGAAGCUCUCAUAACCUAUCUGCAAGAGAGCGAGGAGGGACCAGAAGGCGCGGCCAAUAAGAAGUCUUUCGCCAGAGCUAUCGAUGGACGAGAGCCGCUACCAGAAAUGACCAAGAUGACUCUGAGUGAGGUUCUUGAGGCUGAGUCUUAUGUGCAGAAAGUCAAGGCAAGCCAGGCUUGGGCAAGUCGCCUCAACGCUAACACCACUGUGCGCCCUAUCUUUGUCAAUGGCAUGGCUAUCCCACGUGAAAAGAGCUGGGUGCAGGUGAUGGGCCAGCGACUGACUGAGGACCAACAAACAAUCCAGAAAGCUGUGUACUUUGGACAUGUCAAUGAAGAGGCGUCAGUUUCUGACCUCUUCCUUAAUAGCGCACUUUCGAAGAGAAACACGUACAUCUUCCCCGAUGACGACAAGGCACUCCGUAUUCUAGAUAUCAACAAACUCUACACAGAGCAUGCGGGACUAUUCGGAAAAGUGGCCGUCUUACCUGCGGAUCCCGAGAGUGCCAAAGAAGACUGGGCCGUUCUCACCACCGUCGCCGACCUCAACACAGAUGACGGGCAAGAUCUCCUUAUUGCUGCGAUUGAGUUCAAGCGCAACAAUCGCGGAGUUCGGCUUGAUAUUAUUCACAAUCCUCCUUCGCCUACGGAUGCCCAUGCUAUCAAUGGGGCCUUCAAGCUUAGUGAAGUCAAACUUGCCGAGAUGGAGAGCAAGGAUGACCUGAAAGCUGUACUUGAAGCAUCAUGGACAGCUGAAGAGGACGGUUUUGCUACGAAGCUAUCUAACUUCCUGUCUACUUCUAAUAUUCUGCCAGGAACCAAGAGCCUACUUCUCAAUGGUCGAGUAGUUGGCCCCCUACCAUCUGAAAUUUCGUUUAAGGAUGAUGACAUAAAGCAGCUCUUGGAGUUUGAACAGCGCAACAGGAUCCUUCCUGUUUAUGCUGCAAUUAAGGAGCUUGGAUUUGCGGAUAAGCUAUCAGACCCUCUUGCUGCCGCGAAGCUCACCUCUAUCACCGCGCUUUCCACCAUUUCUGACUUGCCUCAGGGGAUUUUCGAGUCUGCCCCGUCGAUUCGAAGUACUCUUUACAGCACCUGGAACUCGACGCACAGCGCCAUUGAAGUUGGCGACCCAGAAACUGCAAGCAUUCACAUUGCCGGUCUCCUCAACCCCACCAGUGAACAAGGACAACGAUGGGCUCCUAUCCUCAAGGUAUUGUCGGAGCUCGAUGGCGUGUACCUGAAGCUCUUCAUGAAUCCAAAAGAGGUAAUAGAUGAGCUUCCCAUCAAACGCUUCUUCCGAUACGUGCUCAAUUCCACGCCAUCCUUUGAUGCUUCUGGUCACGUUCAAAGUCCCAAGGCCCAUUUCAAGGGCCUUCCUUCAGAGGCUCUACUAACAGCAGGAAUGGAUGUCCCUCCUGCUUGGUUGGUGGCUGCCAAAGAUUCGGUCCAGGACUUGGAUAACAUCAAGCUUAGCUCUGUCAAAACAGAUAUUGAUGUAACCUACGAAUUAGAGAACAUCCUUAUUGAAGGUCACUCUAGAGAUGGCAAACGGGGUGCUCCAAGGGGUGCACAACUGGCACUAGCGACUGAGAAGGACCCUCUCGUAACGGAUACCAUUGUUAUGGCAAACCUCGGGUACUUCCAGUUCAAGGCCAACCCUGGAUUCUACAACAUCCAACUUAAGGAAGGUCGUAGCUCCAAGAUCUUUAACAUCGAGAGUGUUGGUGCCCAAGGCUACGCUGCUGUUCCUGGAGACGAAGGCACGGAAAUUGCGCUCAUGGAUUUCAAGGGUACGACUCUGUACCCGCGUCUCAACCGCAAGCCCGGAAUGGAAGAAGUUGAUGUUCUGGAACCUCCCGACAGUGAAAACGAUGGCAUUGUUGCCAAGGGUCUCAAGUUUGCCGAAAGUUUCCUCGGGGGAACGAAGUCGCCUAAGCAAAUUUCCGCUAAAGAACAUGCUGAAAUCAAUAUUUUCAGUGUUGCUAGCGGCCAUUUGUACGAGCGCAUGCUCAACAUCAUGAUGGUGUCAGUUAUGCGAAACACAAAGCACACAGUCAAGUUUUGGUUCAUUGAGCAAUUCCUCUCACCCUCCUUCAAAGAAUUCAUCCCCCAUAUGGCGGCUGAGUACGGAUUUAAAUACGAGAUGGUCACCUACAAGUGGCCACAUUGGCUUCGUCAACAAAAGGAGAAGCAGCGUGAGAUCUGGGGAUACAAGAUCCUAUUCCUCGAUGUGUUAUUUCCUCUUUCUCUUGACAAGGUCAUCUUUGUUGACGCAGAUCAAGUUGUUCGCACCGAUAUGAUGGAUCUUGUGAAUCACGACCUUGAGGGUGCACCGUAUGGUUUCACACCUAUGUGCGACUCCCGCACUGAAAUGGAAGGCUUCAGGUUCUGGAAGCAAGGCUACUGGGCAAAUUAUCUUCGCGGGUUGCCAUAUCAUAUCUCGGCGCUCUACGUUGUUGACCUCAACCGGUUCCGCCAGCUGGCGGCAGGAGAUCGUCUCCGGCAACAGUACCAUCAACUGUCCGCUGACCCCAACAGCUUAUCCAACCUGGAUCAGGAUCUCCCAAAUAACAUGCAGUUUGCUAUUCCAAUCCACAGUCUUCCUCAAGAGUGGCUCUGGUGCGAAACAUGGUGCAGCGAUGAAAGUCUAUCCAACGCGCGCACCAUCGAUCUUUGCAAUAACCCACAAACUAAGGAGCCCAAACUCGACCGUGCAAGACGCCAGGUUCCAGAGUGGACUGUUUACGACAACGAGAUUGCAGCACUCGAUCGACGACGCAAGGGCAUUGAGGACAAGAACGAGAACACUAAGGGCCAGAAAGCAGGGGAUGGAACACAUACAAAGGAUGAGCUUUAG
Messenger RNA from Fusarium coffeatum, 4392 nucleotides. RefSeq lists its product as uncharacterized. Lineage: Eukaryota; Fungi; Ascomycota; Sordariomycetes; Hypocreales; Nectriaceae. The transcript is spliced from 4 exons. Gene Ontology annotation, cellular component: endoplasmic reticulum. Bases 1 to 4392 code for a protein of 1463 amino acids. Gene Ontology annotation, molecular function: UDP-glucose:glycoprotein glucosyltransferase activity. The record is from RefSeq and is a predicted model, not a curated record.